Cynocephalus volans (Philippine flying lemur) is the source of this 1899-nucleotide messenger RNA. It is a transcript of the gene PARP15, whose product is annotated as poly(ADP-ribose) polymerase family member 15. Gene Ontology annotation, cellular component: cytoplasm; nucleus. Bases 55 to 1899 code for a protein of 614 amino acids. The record is from RefSeq and is a predicted model, not a curated record. Gene Ontology annotation, molecular function: NAD+-protein mono-ADP-ribosyltransferase activity; NAD+ poly-ADP-ribosyltransferase activity; transcription corepressor activity. NCBI's taxonomy places the organism in Eukaryota, Metazoa, Chordata, Mammalia, Dermoptera, Cynocephalidae. The transcript is spliced from 12 exons. Gene Ontology annotation, biological process: negative regulation of gene expression; protein poly-ADP-ribosylation.
UCGAAAACUUGCACACCGAGCGCGUCCGGCUUCCCGGCCCUCUUCCUCGGGAGGAUGUCAAGCGACGAGUUCAGCAAGAAUGAUUAUCUUUCAAACAGAAAUGUUCUAGCCUCAAUCCAAACGAAAGAAGGUCUGAGCCUGGAGCUGAUAAGUGGAGAUGUUCUGUAUUUCUGGGCUGAUGUCAUUGUCAACACUGUUCCCAUGAAUCUUCAGCUUGGAGGAGGACCACUAUCUCAGGCUCUUUUGCAGAAAGCUGGUCCAAUGCUCCAGAAAGAGUUAAAUGCCGCCCAGCAGAGAAGAAAGGAGAAAGUGGGUAGCAUAUUCAUGACAAGUGGCUGCCACCUGGACUGCAAAGCUGUGCUCCAUGUUGUGGCUCCAGGCUGGGAUAAUGGAGCAGGGACUUCCUGGCAGAUCAUGGCAAAUAUAAUCAAGACAUGUUUGACAACUGUAGAACAGCUAUCUUUCUCAUCAAUUACAUUUCCCAUGAUUGGAACAGGAAAUCUGCGGUUUCCCAAAGCUAUUUUUGCUGAACUAAUCCUUUCAGAAGUGUUCAAAUUUAGUAGCAGUACAUGGCUGAAAACCUUACAGGAAGUUCACUUUCUGGUACAUACAGAUGAUGAUGAAGGCCGUCAGGCAUUUUUAGAUGAAUUCACUAGGUGGUCAAGAGGAAAUCCCAACAAGGACAGGAUUCUCCUGGCUGGAGAUACCCAAGGUAUCUCCGGGGCUGUCUCUAAGCCUUCGUUUACAACAUAUGAAAUGAAAAUUGGUGCCAUUACUUUCCAGGUUGCUGCUGGAGAUAUCACCAAAGAAAAGGCAGAUGUUAUUGUAAACUCAACAACAAGGACAUUUAACCUGAAAUCAGGUGUGUCAAAAGCAAUUUUAGAAGGUGCUGGACCAGCUGUGGAAAAUGAAUGUGCCGUACUAGCUGCACAGCCUCACAGAGAUUUUAUAAUUACACAAGGUGGAUACUUAAUGUGCAAAAUAAUAAUUCAUGUUCUUGGGGGAAACGAUGUCAGGGAAACAGUCUCCAGUGUUCUAGAAGAGUGUGAACAGAGGAAGUACUCAUCUGUUUCCCUUCCAGCCAUUGGAACAGGAAAUGCCAGAAAAAACCCAGUCAUAGUUGCUGAUAACAUAAUCGAUGCUAUUGUAGACUUCGCAUGGAAACAUUCCACCCCAUCAUUAAAAACCAUUAAAGUUGUCAUCUUUCUAUCUGAGCUGCUAAAUGUGUUCUAUGACAGCAUGAGAAAAAGAGACACCUCCGUAUCACCUACCAUUCAGUCCACAUUCUCCGAGACUGCAUAUAAUAUUCCUGAAUACUGGACUGACAUGAAUCAUCAGCUGUCUUGCGUGGUCCAACUACAACCUGGACAAUCAGAAUAUGACACUGUAAAGGACAAGUUCAAUCAGACUUGUUCUUUCUACACAAUAGAGAAGAUUGAAAGGAUACAGAACGUAUUUCUCUGGCAGAGCUACCAGAUAAAGAAAAAACACAUGGACAUCAAGAAUGGCCAUACAAAUAAUGAGAGACUCCUCUUCCACGGGACAGAUGCAGACUCAGUGCCACACGUCAAUCAGCAUGGCUUUAACCGCAGUUAUGCUGGGAAGAACGCCGUAUCUUUUGGAAAAGGAACGUAUUUUGCUGUUGAUCCCAGUUAUUCUGCUAGCGAUGCAUACUCCAAACCAGAUGGCAGUGGGAGAAAGCAUAUGUAUGUUGCGCGAGUACUUACUGGAGUCUACGCACAAGGACAUGCAGAGUUAGUUACCCCUCCACCAAAGAAUCCUCAGAACCCCACAGAUCUGUUUGACUCUGUCACAGACAAUACACAAUAUCCAAGGCUAUUUGUGGUAUUCUUUGAUAAUCAGGCUUACCCAGAAUAUAUCAUAACUUUCAGAUAUUGA